AUGAUUCUUCAAUCUUUAAGUUUCGCCUGUUUGAGUCUUCUGGUUGCUUGCAGUCCUGAAUUCCUGGAUGAUACAGUUAGUUCCAGGGGUUAUCCCUGCAGUUUCAGAAAGAACAACUCUUUUGUUUUUGUCGACUGCCACGUUUGUCGACUUCGCUAUGUUCCUAUGAUAUUCAAGGAUGUGACAGAAGUAGAUCUUUCUUUCAAUUACAUCAUGGAAAUAACAAAUAAGUCAUUUGCAGGAUUGCUCAAUCUUACUAAGAUAAACUUAAACAGCAAUGUGGAUUCCCAGGUAGAAAAUAGAGCCAACAUAAGAACAAUGAACAUUACAGAUGGGGCCUUCUUUAACUUGAAAAAUCUAAAGGAAUUAUUACUGGAAGAAAACCAGUUACAGAAAAUACCUGUUGGUUUGCCACCCUCCUUAACAACAUUGAGCCUUGUACUAAACAACAUUUUCUCCAUAAGCAAAGAAAGCACUUUAGGACUUACUCACUUGAGAAUUCUCUAUUUGGGUUGGAAUUGUUUUUAUGGCAAUGGAUGUGAAAGGAAUGUUUCCAUAGAGGAUGGGGCCUUUGCACAUCUUACCAAUUUGACUGUGUUAUCAUUAUCUUUCAAUAACCUUUUCCAUGUGCCCACCAAGCUUCCUCCAUCUCUCAAAGAACUUUACCUCAGCAAUAAUAAGAUCAAAAAUGUCAGUCGAGAUGAUUUUAAAGGUCUGGAAAAUUUAACGGUUCUAGAUCUCAGUGGGAACUGUCCAAGGUGUUUCAAUUCCCCAUUCCCAUGUGUGCCUUGUGAAAAUGGUGCUUCAAUCCAGAUACAUCCUGAUGCUUUUCAGAAUCUGGCCCAACUAACCUAUUUGAAUCUCUCCAGCACUUCCCUCAGAAGCAUUCAUGCCUCUUGGUUCAGCAAUAUGACAAAACUAAAAGUAUUACUUCUUGAAUUUAAUUACUUAGUACAAGAAAUUGCCACUGGGGAAUUUUUAACAAAAUUGACGAAUUUAGAAAUUCUUGACCUAUCUUACAACUAUCUCAAAAAUAAUUAUCCAUUCUAUAUUACUCUUUCUAGUAACUUCUCCAAGCUGUACUCUCUCAAAAUAUUACAUUUCAGAGGUUAUGUGUUCCAAGAACUCAGGAAAAAGGAUUUUCAGUCCUUAAUGAAGCUUCCAAAAUUACAGAUUAUCAACUUGGGUGUUAACUUCAUCAGUCGUAUUAAUUUCACAUUAUUUAAAGACUUUAGUAAUUUGACCGUGAUUUAUUUGUCAGAAAACAGAAUAUCACCCCCAGUAACAGGUAGAUAUCUGUCAUUCUCUAAUCAUGUGAUUCAUCCACGCUCAAUAGAUACUGAUAAUGAACCAUUAGUUCAUGGAAUGAUAGACCCACAUGGAAACUUUUAUCAUCUUACUCAUCCUUUGAUAAAGCCUGAGUGUUCAGCUUAUGGUAAAGCCUUAGAUCUCAGCUUAAAUAGUAUGUUUUUUAUUAACUCCUUACAAUUUGAGAGUUUCAAUGAUGUAGUCUGUCUGAACUUAUCUUUUAAUGGUAAUGCACAAGUUUUAAAUGGCAGUGAAUUUUUAUCUAUGCCUCACAUCAAAUAUUUGGACUUGACUCAUAAUAAGUUGGACUUCGAUAGUGACCAUGCUUUUCAAGAAUUACAGGAGUUGGAGGUAUUAGACCUCAGUCAUAAUGAACAUUACUUUCAAAUAGCAGGGGUAACACACCGACUGGGGUUUAUUCAAAAUUUAGCCCACCUCAAAGUUUUAAACUUAAGCCAAAAUGACAUUUUUACCUUAACGGAGCAUCAGUUGGAAAGCAACUCCCUGGAAGAAUUAGUUUUCAAAGGCAACCGCCUAGACAUCAUGUGGAGUGAGGAAGAUAAUAGAUACAUUAAGAUUUUUACCAACCUCUCCCACUUGACUCGACUUGACCUAUCCUUCAACAGGCUUCACACAAUACCAAAUGCAGCAUUCGAUUAUCUACCCCAAAGCCUUGUGGAGCUGAGGCUAAACAAUAACCACCUGAGGGUCUUCAACUGGAUAUCACUGCAGUAUUUUCAGAACCUCACACUGCUUGACCUACGCUCUAAUUCACUCUUCACCAUCAACCCUGAUCUGUAUGAAUCUUCAGUGCAGAUUCUGUUGCUGGGGAAAAACAUGAUUUCACACCUCCCUGAUGGCUUACUUUCUAAAGCUAAGAAUAUUUACCACCUUGAUUUAAGUUUUAACCACAUAAAAAUGAUCAACAAGUCAACAUUUCACAUGAAGACCUCAAAUAAUCUUAAGAUUUUGAACCUAAAAGGGAAUCCUUUUGAUUGCAUCUGUGAAAUGGGAGAUUUUCGUAAAUGGAUAGAUGAAAACCUUAAUGUCACAAUUCCUAGACUGGUAGAUGUCAUUUGUUCUACCCCUGGAGACCACACAGGUAAAAGCAUUAUGGAACUGGAGUUGACAACCUGUGUUUCAGAUCUUAUUGCCUUCAUCUCUUUUUUCUUUUCAUUCAUUAUUACAGUGACCACUAUGGUAAUGGCCACUUUUCAUCAUUUUUUCUAUUGGGACAUAUGGUAUAUUUAUCACUUGUGCUCAGCAAAAAUAAAAGGUUAUAAGUCUCUUUCUACAUCCCAAGCAUUCUAUGAUGCUUUUGUUGCUUAUGAUACCAAAGAUACUUGUGUUACUGACUGGGUAAUAAAUGGGCUCCGAUUUCAACUAGAAGAAAAUGAAGAAAAGAAGGUUCUCCUUUGUCUAGAAGAGAGGGAUUGGGAUCCAGGAAUAGCUAUUAUUGAUAAUCUCAUACAGAGUAUUAAUCAGAGCAAAAAGACAAUAUUUGUCUUAACCAAAAAAUAUGCAAAAAACUGGAAUUUUAAAACUGCUUUUUACUUAGCAUUGCAGAGACUUAUGGAUGAGAACAUGGAUGUGAUCAUAUUUAUCCUCCUGGAGCCAGUGUUACAGCAUUCUCAGUAUCUGAGACUGAGGAGGAGAAUUUGUAAAAGCUCUGUUCUCAAGUGGCCUGAUAAUCCAAGGGCUGAAGACUUAUUUUGGCAAAGUCUUAAAAAUGUAGUUUUAACAGACAAUGAUACGCGAUACAAUAAUUUGUACAUCAAAUUCAUUAAAUGA
Gracilinanus agilis (Agile Gracile Mouse Opossum) is the source of this 3099-nucleotide messenger RNA. It is a transcript of the gene TLR8, whose product is annotated as toll like receptor 8. Lineage: Eukaryota; Metazoa; Chordata; Mammalia; Didelphimorphia; Didelphidae. Gene Ontology annotation, molecular function: protein binding; pattern recognition receptor activity. The transcript has a single exon. The record is from RefSeq and is a predicted model, not a curated record. Gene Ontology annotation, cellular component: plasma membrane. Bases 1 to 3099 code for a protein of 1032 amino acids. Gene Ontology annotation, biological process: defense response to virus; canonical NF-kappaB signal transduction; toll-like receptor signaling pathway.